AUGGCUACUGAAUCUGUUAUCCUUGUCACUGGCGGCUCUGGCCUUGUUGGUGAAGCCGUCAAGUGGGUCAUUGAAAACGACCAGAGCAAACGUUACGGUAAGAAGGAAAAUGAAACGUGGAUCUUUUUGUCCUCCAAGGAUGGUGAUUUGAGAAAAGAACAAGAUGUCAAGGCUAUUUUUGAAAAGUACAAGCCUACUCAUGUUAUCCAUUUGGCUGCCAUGGUCGGUGGUUUGUUCAAGAACAUGAAGUACAAGCUCGACUUUUUGCGCGAGAAUAUGCUCAUGAACGACAACAUCUUAUGGCAAUCCAAGGAAUACAAUGUCAAGAAGGUUGUUUCUUGUCUUUCCACUUGUAUCUUCCCCGAUAAGACCACUUAUCCUAUUGAUGAGACCAUGGUCCAUAACGGCCCUCCUCAUGAGUCCAACUUUGGUUACGCCCACGGUAAGCGUAUGAUCGACGUUUAUAACCAUGCCUACCACGAGCAAUUUGGCUGUCAUUUCACCUCUGUUAUCCCCACCAACAUUUUCGGUCCUCAUGACAACUACAAUCUUGAAGGCUCUCAUGUCUUGCCUGGCUUGACCCAUAAGUGCUAUCUCGCAAAGAAGAACAACACUCCCUUUGUUGUUUGGGGUUCCGGUAAGCCUCUCCGUCAAUUCAUCUACUCUCGUGAUUUAGCCAAGCUCUUCAUCUGGACUUUGAGAGAAUACGAGGAAAUUGAUCCCAUUAUCUUGUCUGUUGGCGAAAAGGACGAAGUUUCCAUCAAGGAUGUUGCUGAUUCUAUUGUCAAGGCUAUGGAUUUCCAAGGCGAAUACGCUUUUGAUUCCACCAAGGCUGAUGGUCAAUACAAGAAGACUGCCAGUAAUGAAAAGUUGAUGAAGUAUAUCCCUGAUUUCGAAUUCACACCUUUCGAUGUUGCUAUCAAGGAAUCAGUCGAUUGGUUCGUUGAGAACUAUGAUACCCUUCGCAAGUAG
Molecule: messenger RNA, 972 nt
Organism: Mucor velutinosus
Lineage: Eukaryota; Fungi; Mucoromycota; Mucoromycetes; Mucorales; Mucoraceae
Exons: 8
Coding region: 1-972 (323 amino acids)
Biological process (GO): nucleotide-sugar biosynthetic process
Molecular function (GO): GDP-L-fucose synthase activity
Source: RefSeq, a predicted model, not a curated record